CCGAAACGCAAUGGAACUCCUAACCAGCGCACCUGGAGCACCAUGAACAUCAUCGUCAACGAACACCUGCAGCUCCAGCACGUCCUCGGUACGAUGGAGACCAACGAUUCCUCGACGAUCGACGGCAACGCCACCUUCGUCGAUACCGAGCAAUUCAAGCGCAGGAAUUUCCGCGAAAUCGCCUUCUACACGGUGCUCUUCGUGGUCGCCGCCAUCGGCAAUUUGACCGUUUUCGUGUCGCUGUUGCGGUCCAGACGAAGGAAGUCCAGGAUCAGUCUGAUGAUUACCCAUCUCACCAUAGCCGAUUUGAUCGUCACGUUCAUCAUGAUACCGGGCGAGGUGAUCUGGCGGCUGACGGGGGUCUGGUUGGCGGGCAACGUGGCCUGCAAAGUUUUCCUCUUCCUGAGGGUGCUGGGCCCCUAUUUGAGCAGCAACAUAUUGGUUUGCAUAUCGUUAGAUCGGUAUUUCGCAGUGCUCUAUCCCCUGAGGGUGACCGAUGCCCGCCGAAGAGGCAAACUCAUGUUGUCUGUGGCUUGGAGCGCCUCUAUCGCGUAUUGCAUUCCGCAAAGCUUCGUGUUCAGCGUGCAAACGCACCCGGACAAUUCGAAUUUCACCCAAUGCGUUUCCUAUUAUUUCUUCUCGUCGCCGAGCCAGGAAACCGCCUACAAUUUCCUCUGCGUCAUCUUCAUGUACUUCCUGCCGCUCUCCGUCAUCACCGUCGCCUACACGGCCAUCAUGUGCGAGUUGUCCAGGAACUCCAAAAUCGUCCAAAACGAGUCUCUACCGUUGGCUGAUGGGAAAUUAAGGCUGAGGCGGUCGGCUGUGAGUAAUAUCGAAAAGGCGAAAAGUCGCACUUUGAAAAUGACCAUUACUAUAGUGGCUGUAUACGUGGCCUGUUGCACCCCAACGGCCAUCAUGACUUUGUGGUACAUGGUGGACAGGACGAGCGCCGAAGGAGUCCCCGACUGGUUGCAGGAGUUCUUCUUCAUCAUGGUGGCCACCAACAGUUGCAUGAAUCCCAUAAUAUACGGCAGCUACAUCAUCAAAUGCAAUCGCACCUGCCAGAACGCCUCGCAGGCGCACAGGAAACCCAACGAAAAUUUGAACGAUGGGGAAAUUCGAUCGACCUACGCGAGUAAGGACGUCGUCAGGAGACUAUUGAAGUGCUUCUUGCGUCACGGGAAAGACGGAUCGGCGACAACGAAGAGCACCGCGGCGAAGAAAACGAACGCCCUGUAUAAAAACGAGUCGCUGGCUUUGUGCAAGAUCGGCCAAUCGCAGCAGAAGGAGGAUCGUACCCACUCGGGGGAUUACCCGCCGAGCGCGGCGCGCGUCAGCUUCGCCGAGAGCACCGCGUCCAACCACAGCCAGGGCUUGUCCUACUACAGCGAGCCGUUGACGAAUCAGCUGGGGCUGGGGAGCGCGCCCGUCGAGUGCAAGCGCUCCCAGCCCGAUUUGUGCACCACCACCAGUCUGGUGAUGAACGUGCACCAGGUGAAGGUGCAGUACCACCGGCGGGGGGAUCAACGCAACGAGUUGUUCAUGUAGACUAUUGCGCGGUGGCUGGAUGAUAAACUGUUUCGAGGCCUCGGUUCGAUUUUAUUCGAUGCUUCGAUAUUUUUGUAAUACUAGGAUCGGUGUUUUUGAAUCUCGUGAUGUUGAUUGAGUGGAAUAAUACAGGAAUUAUGUUUUAUAUUUGUAAAAAAUGCCUGUGAUGUUUAUUGUAAUUUAUUAUGUCUAUUGUUA
This is a messenger RNA of Phyllotreta striolata, 1746 nucleotides long. The record is from the annotation of a GenBank genome assembly. NCBI's taxonomy places the organism in Eukaryota, Metazoa, Arthropoda, Insecta, Coleoptera, Chrysomelidae.